CAAGCAACGCCCGUCGCCUAGCGACAGCGCAUUCUCCCCCGAGCCCUGACAGUGUGACCGUUGGCCGCAUGUCGGGCCUGUACUUUGGCCACGCUUAGCGUUGUGGCUUUAGAAAUAUUAAUGCACAUCCUGACUCGCGGACGGGGCAGCAGCUUAUCAAGACGGAGUCCUCGCUCGAGAUUUGUUCUUGACAAAUCUCCAUCGUGUGUGCGAGACGGCACUGUCAGGGAUCCUUCGCCCCCCCCCCACACCCCCCCUGUCCGAGUAUAGCAUUUUAUAAACCAAUGUUCUGCGUGAGUUCGGCCGGACUCCAGCCACUCCGAGCAGCCAAAGUCUCUACUCUGAGCCAAACCGUGGCCUAGCAGGAAGAACGGCUCGACUAUGUGGAGGAAGAAACGGGCACUUGGGGAGUCCUUGGCUUGUCUCGUAUAUCUCUUGACGCUCGUCGAUGCUUAUCGAUUCCUGAGCCAGAGCGCGGCCUCCCAGUUCCUGAGCAGGCACAAGAGAGCCAACUCUAUGUUUGAGGAGACGAAGAAGGGCAACCUGGAGAGGGAGUGCAUCGAGGAGCUGUGCAACAAGGAGGAGGCCAGGGAGAUCUUUGAGAACCAGCCGGAAACGGAAUACUUCUAUCCCAAAUAUGUUGUGUGCCUGGGUUCACACCGUGUUGGCAUUAACAACCAGAACCUGGAUUCUACCAUCCCAUCGGACCUUCGCACCUGUGUGAACGAGAUCAGUAACCAGUGCACACCGUUUCCAUGCUACAAGGAAGGUUCGGAGCUCUGCGUGGACGGCCAGGCCUCCUUCACAUGUGUGUGUAAGCCUGGCUGGAAGGGGAUGCGCUGUGAGGAUGAUAUCGAUGAAUGUUUGGAUCCUGAAUUUCCAGCGAGAUGUAACCAACAAUGUAAAAACAUCCCCGGUAGUUUCCAGUGCAUGUGUGAAGAUGGCUACUUUAUCAGUGACACCAUCAACUGCGUGGAUGUGGAUGAAUGCCUUCUGUACCCCAGUAUCUGUAUGGAACCGGCUAAAUGUGUCAACACGCCUGGCAUGUAUGAGUGCCGGUGUCCCCUGGGAUUUAAAUAUAACUUUAUUUCCAAAACCUGCAAUGAUGUGGACGAGUGCGAGCUGGAUGUGUGCGACGGCAUUUGUAUAAACACAGUGGGCAGCUAUGCGUGCUACUGUGAUGGUCGUCAGGGUCUUCGUUUGGCAGAGGAUAAACAAUACUGUCAAAGAAUCCCUGUUUGUGUGGAGCUGUAUGACCACAAACAUUCUGAGAUGCUCUACCUGGGGGAGCAGUUUGCAGGCCUACCUGUCAUCUAUCUGCGUUUCCGUCUGCCGGAGAACACAAAGUUUGCAGCAGAGUUUGACUUCCGUACAUUUGACCCGGAGGGAGUUGUUCUGUAUGCUGAGUCCUCACAGGACUCGUGGUUCAUGCUGGGGCUAAGGGGCGGUCACAUUGAAGUCCAGUUCAAAAACCAGCACACAUUCAAGGUCACCAGUGGAGGAAAAGCCAUAAAUGAUGGACAGUGGCAUGUGAUUUCUGUGGAUGAACUGGAGAACAGCAUCAGUGUGAAGAUCAGCAAGGAAGCUGUGAUGAGCAUCAACAGCCCUGAGAGUCUCUUUACUUCAGUUAAUGGCAAACUGGAGACCAAGGUCUACAUUGCUGGUCUGCCCAACCGCACUGAAAACGUCAUCAAACCUAUCAACCCUCGACUUGAUGGCUGCAUCCGGGGCUGGAACUUGAUGAAUCAGGGAGCAUCUGGGGUGAAGGAGGUCAUCCAGGAGAAGAAGAGUAAACACUGCUUUGUGAAUGUUGAACGAGGAUCUUUCUUCAAUGGGGAGGGACUGGCACAUUUCAACAUUGACUACAGUGAUUCUGGGAGCUGGAAGGUGGAUAUAAAGAUGAAUAUACAUCCGUCCAGCAGCACAGGUGUCAUUUUUGCUCUUGUCUACAACAACGAAGUCCCCCUGUCGGUCGCUGUGGUAACAAAAGGAGAUGACGAUGCUAACCUGCAAGUGUUCUUGGACGGCGUCUCUGUGGCAAGGCUGGACUCACUGAUGUUGUGUUACCCCGAGCGGCUGACACUGCAGCUGAAUGUGACUUCCACAGAAAUCCAAAUCUCUGCCAACUUCUCCACUGUUAGCUACAUAACGUCUGAUGCCCUGCAGGAAGCACUGGAGCGCCUCAACACCACCAUGCAGAAGCCCGUCCGUACAUAUAUUGGUGGGAUACCAGACGAUGUCCCGUUACCUGCCAACCCCGUGACAGCGUUUUACCACGGUUGCAUGGAAAUCUCUAUCAACGGCCACCAGCUGGACUUUGACGAGGCUCUCAGCAAACACAACAGUAUUAAGUCCCAUUCCUGUCCUCCUCUCUCUCCCCCUGAAAGCCAGCGUGAUGCACAGCACCCACACAGAAAGUGACCUUAAUUAACAGCAGCAUCACAUUAAAACGCCCUCACAUUAGGCAGUGUCCCACAGUGGCCGCUUCUUGGGAUAUUUUGGAAAGAGAGAUAUAUAGAGCAGAAGAGAUGGGAGGGAGAAAGAGGAUGAGAAAGAUGUGACAAGAAGAGGAGAUAGAGGUAGACAGUUAUAGUCAUUUUUGUCGACUUUCUCUGAUGGGUUAUUUUAAGCUUUGUAUUAUGCUUUUCAUCCAUACAGUAUUAUUGCUCUUGUCCUGGGAGCGUUUUUUUCAGAUUCUUUUUAAAAAAAAAAUUUUUUAAGCAGGGCACAACGAAAGCUGGCUUGCCAGUGAGCUUGUCGGAAACUGGACAGCUGGAUGACGUAGUUGUAGCAGUUUGUUGCAAUGAUUUAAAUUCUUUCCAAGAAACUUUGUGCAAGAGCUGAGCUCUGUAGAACACAUACCAUGUGUUGAGCAAAAGAUGGUUAUGUUUGUGUAGAAACAUAAACAAAUGGUCGCAGUUGACCAGGCUGUGAGACCACCUGCAUCUUUUUCCUGCAGUUGAAUUAUGGUACUCUCUCUAAAUUCUCUUCAGUUCUGGUCUUGUGGAGGCAGACGUCUGGAGACAACUAGUUGAAAUUGCGGUGGUUCAUUGUGGCAGUGAAAACCACAGAGGAGAAAGCUGAGCCUCCAGGCUUUCGAUCCAAUUCUGUUGCAUUUGAAACACCAUCCCUAAAUUGUGCUUUGCCUUCCUGAAAGGGUUUAGAUAUGUUUAGAAACAUGGUUUAUCAUUUUAUUGUUCCCAGAACCCAACAUGGUUGUUGCCAGAUGUACAGUAUACACCUCUUGUUAUGGCAGGUCUUCAAGACCACCAGUCAGGCAAGACUAUUACAACCUCUGUUGAUCUAUUAUUUCUGUCCUCAUAUUCAGGGUUUUCCUUGUUGUCCUGUGUUCAUAAUUCACCUUGUAUAUAAAACAAGCCAUCUUUAAUAUAUACAGUGUCUUGAAAAAGUUUGGGCACCCCUGGUCAAAAUUUCUGUUACUGUGAAUAGCUAAGCGAAUAAAAGAUUAACUGAUUCCCAAAAGGCAUAAAGUUGAGGAUGUCAGAUUUCAAAAAGUUUGGGCACCCUGCAUGGUCAGUACUUAGUAACACCCCCUGUGGCAAGUAUCACAACUAAAUGCUUUUCGUAGCAGCUAAGAGUCUUUUAGUUCUUGUUUGUGAGAUUUUUGUCCGCUUCCUUGCAAAACGCUUCUUUUUCUGUUGAAUUCUUGGGCCAUCAUGCAUGCACUGCUCUUUUGAGGUAUAUCUACAGAUUUUUGCUGAUGUUUAGGCCCAUGCCACUGGCUGCAACACGAGCCCAAAGCAUGAUUGAUCCAUCCCUGUGCUCAACAGCUGGAGAGGUGUUCUCUUCAAGAAAUUCUGCACCCUUUUUUUUCUCCAAACAUACCUUUGCAUAUUGUGGCCAAAAAACUUCUACUUUAACUUCAUCAGUUAACAGGACUGGUUUACAAAAUGCAUCGGGCUUGUUUAGGUGUUCCUUUGCAAACUUCUACGCCGAAUUUUUUGGUGAAGACACAGGACAAGUUUACUUCUGAUGACUCUUCCAUGAAGAUCAUCUUUGUGCAGGAGAACAGUGCACCACCACUCCAGAGUCCUCAAAAUCUUCCUGACGGUCUUUUGCAGUCAAACAGGGGUUUUGUUUUGCCUUUCUAGCAGCCCUACUAGCAGUCUUCUCAGAAAGCUUUCUUGGUCUUCCAGACCUCAACUUGACCUCCACCGUCCCUCUUAACUGCCAUUUCUUAAUUACAUUACGAACGUAGGAAACAGCUACCUGAAAGGCUUUGGUAUCUUCUUAUAGCCUUCUCCUGCUUUUUGGGCAUCAAUAUUUUUGAAUUUUCAGAGUGCUAGGUAGCUGCUUAGGUUGCUGAUUGUUGAGACAAGGUUUUGGGGAGUCAGAGUAUUUAUAAAGCUUUGAAAUUUGCAUCACUGUGCCUUUCAUAACAAUGACUGUGAUCAAGCCAUAGCCCUAACAAGCUAACUGAGGUCUGAGACCUUAGUUAUAUAUACGAGCUCAAAUUUCUGGGGAUGCCCAAACUUUUGUAUGGUGCUCCUUUCAUUUUUUCACUCUAAACUUGUAAAAAAAAAAAAAAAAAAA
Messenger RNA from Xiphias gladius (swordfish), 4554 nucleotides. RefSeq names its product protein S (gene pros1). The record is from RefSeq and is a predicted model, not a curated record. NCBI's taxonomy places the organism in Eukaryota, Metazoa, Chordata, Actinopteri, Istiophoriformes, Xiphiidae. Gene Ontology annotation, molecular function: calcium ion binding. Gene Ontology annotation, cellular component: extracellular region. The transcript has 15 exons. The coding region runs from base 382 to 2421 and encodes 679 amino acids.